This is a messenger RNA of Nycticebus coucang (slow loris), 3767 nucleotides long. RefSeq names its product double PHD fingers 3 (gene DPF3). The transcript has 11 exons. The record is from RefSeq and is a predicted model, not a curated record. Bases 23 to 1159 code for a protein of 378 amino acids. NCBI's taxonomy places the organism in Eukaryota, Metazoa, Chordata, Mammalia, Primates, Lorisidae. Gene Ontology annotation, cellular component: nucleus.
UAUUCUGUUACAUUGUAGCAAAAUGGCGACUGUCAUUCACAACCCCCUGAAAGCGCUUGGGGACCAGUUCUACAAGGAAGCCAUUGAGCACUGCCGGAGUUAUAACUCACGGCUGUGCGCAGAGCGCAGUGUACGUCUUCCCUUCUUGGACUCACAGACCGGGGUUGCCCAGAACAACUGCUACAUCUGGAUGGAGAAGAGGCACCGAGGCCCAGGCCUUGCCCCAGGCCAGCUGUAUACAUAUCCUGCCCGCUGCUGGCGCAAGAAGAGACGAUUACACCCACCUGAGGAUCCAAAGCUGCGGCUACUGGAAAUAAAACCUGAAGUGGAGCUGCCGCUUAAGAAGGAUGGCUUCACCUCAGAGAGCACCACGCUGGAGGCCUUGCUCCGUGGUGAAGGGGUGGAGAAGAAGGUGGAUGCCAGAGAGGAGGAGAGCGUCCAGGAGAUACAGAGGGUUUUGGAAAAUGAUGAAAAUGUAGAAGAAGGGAAUGAGGAAGAAGAUUUAGAAGAGGAUAUUCCCAAGCGGAAGAAUAGAACAAGAGGACGGGCUCGUGGCUCUGCAGGGGGCCGGAGGAGGCAUGACGCUGCCUCUCAGGAAGACCAUGACAAGCCUUACGUCUGCGACAUUUGUGGCAAGCGCUACAAGAACCGGCCGGGACUCAGCUACCACUACGCUCACACUCACCUGGCCAGUGAGGAGGGGGAUGAGGCCCAAGAUCAGGAGACCCGGUCCCCCCCAAACCACAGAAACGAGAAUCACAGACCUCAGAAAGGACCGGAUGGAACAGUCAUUCCCAAUAACUACUGUGACUUCUGCUUGGGGGGCUCUAACAUGAACAAGAAGAGUGGGCGGCCUGAAGAACUGGUGUCCUGUGCAGACUGUGGACGCUCUGGUCACCCAACCUGCCUGCAGUUCACCCUGAACAUGACUGAGGCUGUCAAGACCUACAAAUGGCAGUGCAUAGAGUGCAAAUCCUGCAUCCUCUGUGGGACCUCGGAGAAUGAUGACCAGCUGCUCUUCUGCGAUGACUGUGACCGUGGCUAUCACAUGUACUGUUUAAACCCACCAGUGGCUGAGCCCCCCGAAGGAAGCUGGAGCUGCCACUUAUGCUGGGAACUGCUCAAAGAGAAAGCUUCGGCCUUUGGCUGCCAGGCCUAGGGCCCCAGGUCACAGCAUGUGACUUGCUGCUGGGGAGGCUGAACCAGAGCCCAAUUCAAAUCAGAUCAAGCCCUCCCCCCACGUAUCCAGGCUGACCAAUUGUAAGGAAAAGAAAUAGUCCCCAAGGGGCAUGGACACGUGCAGCCAAGAGGGCACGGUGUCUGCUCACCUCCCCCACCUAAGCCAGUCCUCCCUGUCUCUAUGUACCAGAAGGACCUUUCACUUUUGAGGAACAACCCCCAACCCAGCCUGUGGACCCUUCUCCCCUUCACCCUGGCAUUAUGGCCCUCUUCCUGGUCCCUAUUUUAAGGGAAGCCAUUUUGUGGCCACUCAUCCAUCAUUCAUGUGUCAUUUGGUGAGUUUUCUUUUUUUUUUUUUUAUCUAUCGUGUUCCAAGAAAUCUUCACACAGCCUCAUCCCUACCACUGGCUUCGGCUCUUCAUCCGCAGCUCUCACCAGAGGAACAGGGCUCUUGAGAAAUUGUGGUUUAUUACAAGCCUCACCAGAAACGUCUAGACUUAGAGCCUUGAAAUCCUUCCUGUUCCUUGGUCUCUGCAGAGAGGAAAAGUUGCUUUCCAGAACCCCAGCCGUGGCAGCCACAGCAGGGACGGCCGUGAUCUGCUGUGUGAUGUCACGGGGAGGGAGGCUGAAGCCCUGAGAGAUGGGGGGAAACAUGGUGAACGUGAUGCCUGCUACGGCCAGUCAGUAUUUAUUAUCCAUCAAGAGAGACUCACAAGAGACCGGUCUGGUUCCUUGACCUUCAGAGGUGUGGGGCAUCCUUGAUGUGAGACAAGUCACAGCCAUUGCUCAAGACUCAGCCUUCUACCCACCUACCUGGGUCUAGAGGCCUGAGUCAACUGCCUUCUGGGGGGUGGGGACCCAGGAGUCAGGAGCAAGGGCUUCCCAAUCCAGAUUCCCAAUGUUGGGUACAAGGGACUACAGCCUUGAGAAGCCCUUCAGUAUUGGAUGCAAAGCUACAAAGUCCUUUUCCCAAGCAAUGUCUUCCUUCCACUGUAUAUUUACCCUUGUCUACUGAGUCCUGACUGGAAAUUUUAGGAAGGGGGAGAGAUGACUUUUACCUACACAAAUAAUUGGGCUGACAAGAUUGUAUAUGAUCAGGGUGGCCAUGAUUCAGAACCCUCGGCUUGAGGACCACUCACGUCUCCUCUAAUGUCCCCAGUGUGUGCCAGACUCUGUUUUUUUUUUUGUUGUUGUUAGUGUUUCUAGAAGAAAGAGGUGGGGAGGCUCAGCUUCCGAGAACUCUGUGUGUUGGAAGAUAGCCCUGUGAGCUGGAGCACUAGCUGUCUUUGAAUCGCAGCAACAGCACAAUCACUGACACAUUUCUGGAAAAAUCAUUUGCCCAAAGGGCAGGUCUCGGUGAGCGGGACCCUCGCGCAUGCUUGGCUUCCCUGAAAUCAGCUGUCUCUGUGGUCCGGCUGCUUGUAACAAAGGCCCAGGUUAUUUUUAGUUCUUCAGCUCCUGAAGAAGCCCCCAGAGACUCGGGCUGGUUGGGCCACUUCUGCCCAGCUGCAGCGUUGGCUCGGCCACUCGGCAGGAGCUUUCCUCUUCCGGCUAAUUGCUCUUGGCCGGUGCACCCAGGGCAGCCUGGCGUGGAGCUGAGCACUGUGGGAAUCCCCCACUCCUCUGCAGAGUGACCUGUGCCCAGAGAUGGGGGUCACGCUCCUGUGGGGCCCAUGAGUUACACACAUGCAUAAUGAUCACAUUUAAAGGGCUCUGUCUGGAUGGAAUUUUCAUCUCCCUUAUAAGAUAUUUUUUCCCCCUUCUGGUUUGAUGAGCCCAUCUAGACUCUAAAAGCCCAGGCAGGAAUAGCCAGGUGUUGUGGCGGGCGCCUGUAGUCCCAGCUCCUUGGGAGGCUGAGGCAAUAGAAUCACUUAAGCCCAAGAGUGUGAGGUUGCUGUGAGCUGUGAUGCCACAGUACUCUACCAAGGGUGACAUAAUAAGACUCUGUCUCAAAAAAAAAAAAAAAGAGAAAAGAAAAGCCCAGGGAGCUUUCCACAGUGGCAGUAUAGUAGCCAAUGAGGUUUACCCCAGGCGUGAUUAUUGCUAAUUGAAAAGCCCAGGGAGGGUUAGAGAGGGUGACAUCACAUCAGCAGGGCGCCUUGCUGCUCCUCACUACCUGGCUCUCCCUUGUCCCACAAAACCCAAAGCAGGGUGUCUUUAAAGGCUGAUGAUUGCUUUUAUGAUUUAUCUUUAUUUAAUUUUAGAAAAAAAAGUCCCCAAAUAUUCCUAAAUGCCACAAUGACUUAAAAGUAAAAAAAGCAAAUCUGAAACCCCCAAUUGUUGGAGUAUGGGCAAAUCCGUUCCCCACAGAAAUGGCAGAUGGCAGGAAAGCCCUUUCCUAGCUCCAACUGCCACAUCUGCUCUGCGUACAGGAGCUAAGCCUGGCCUGGAUCCGCAAACAUGCAAAGCAGACUGGAACUUGCCUGCAGUGGUGGAAGGUCAGAGUUCUGAGGUGACACUGGGGAGGGCCCAGAGUUCCCUUCUUAGUUUCAUGACUCCCUGCAGAAUGGGCACAAGUCCUUCAUCUUUGGAAGCUUCGGUUUCCCCAUCUGGAAAGCAAGGAUAGCAAAGCCAGCUUGUGGGAUGGU